AUGGGCUCCGAGCUCAGCAAGCGCUACGACGUCGACAAGGACGCGACCGGGAGCGGCGGCCACGGCUACCAGUGGAAGUCGUACCAGGCGACGCGCAAGAAGGACGGCCUCGAGGUCUCGGUCUUCGUGUUUGAGAAGGCGGCCCUCGAAAAGCAAUUGCGAAACCAGAAGAGCCUCUUCGAAAAGGUGGUGAUGACGGCGCGGCGCGACGUGGCCACUUUAGCAAAUCUCGCGGGCAUCGAGAGGAGACAGCUCGAAAAAGUGAGGGCCGCCGCGGCGGGCCCCACGUCUUUGAGGGACGCCAUGGCCUCGGCGGCGUUGGGGGUCGGCACGGCCGUCGCGACCGCGUCCCGAAAAGCCCCACCCGGUUGCCUCCAGCUCAUCGAGACGUUGGAGUCGAGGCAGGCCAUCGUCUUUGUUGGGGAAAGAGUCGCGUGCUCGUUGGGCAACGCCCUGCACAAGACGUGGCCCGGCGUUGCCAGUGAUAAGGUUCCGAGCCACUGGCGCGACGGCGCCUUCACGACAGCUGAAGUGGCAAGAGGCGCCGCGUCGCUCGCGGACGCGCUGCAGGCUUUGAAGGGUGCGGGCGGCAUGGUCCAAAGAGCGCACCUCGGCGUGAGUCCCGAGAGCAUCUGGCUGACGAAGACGGGCGACUGGCGGUUGGGCGGGUUUGGGUUGGCGCUAUCGAUCCCGGCGGGCCAGUACGGCGUCGCGAGCCCCUACUUUGCUAAUGAAGGUGCUAUUGGGGGAGAGCUGACGGGCGAGCCCCGGCUCGAGUACACGUCGCCCGAACUUACCAAAAAUGGCGACCGCGUCGCGGCGCCCGCGUGCGACGUCUUCUCGUUGGGGUGUGUCUUGUGGGAGGUCUUUACCGGUUCCAAAGCUUUACAAGGAUGCGACAAUCUGUACGGCCACCGCAGCGCGUGUUCUCGGUUACAACAGCUGGACCCCUCGCAACUGCCGUCGCUCGUCCGCGACGCGGUGUCGCGCUCUCUGGCCGUGCACCCGCAGUCGCGCUUGGAUGCGGCCGCAUUACGAGGCUGCCCCCUCUUCCACGCGCCGGCCGUGGCGGCCCUCAAGGAGCUCGACGCGCUGCCAUCGAGGGACCCUUCUUUAGCUGCCGCGUUUUUGGGCAACCUGACGUCGAUGCUCGACAGUGGCGCGGACGUCGAGUACCGGGAGUGCUUCACGGACCGCACUUUGCUGAUCGUGGUCCUGCCUUCAUUAGAUGCGUGCGUCCGCGCGCAGCCCAAGCUCUGCGCGCCCGCGGCGCCGGCGUUACUCGCGUGUGCCGCGCGCCUCGACGCGCGCGCGUUCCGCAAGAGCAUCCAGCCCAUUUUGGAGCGGUUCCUGGUCGACGCGGCGGGGCCCCAGGCCGUCCUGGCCGUCGUCGAGCACGCCACGCUGCUGUUGGAUCGGGCCGACGCGUCGUGGGCGGCGAAGCGCGUCGUCGACGCUUUGGCGCGAGCGCUGCGCGACGACGCCGGGCCUCGGCUCAGAGACGCUGCAUUGAGACAGCUGGCUUCGUCCGAUGUCUUGGACGCGGUCAUCGCGAAGGCGUCGAUCGCCGCCCGGAACGGCGUCUCUAGUCGUGUCUCCACAGAUCUCGUGCCGGCGGUCUGUAGGUGCGUCGCGUCGAAGACUUGUGCUUUGGCGACGCGCGUGACGGCGCACAAGGCGCUCGCCGCGGCUUUGGACCGCCCCCCGGCGACGCCGCCCGAGGUCCUGAUGAGGGUCGUUCUGCCGGCGCUGCGCGAUUCUGUGAGAUUAGUGCACGGCCAGCCUGCUUUAGCGAUGUGCGUGCUCGGGUGCUUCGACCUCGUCGCUAAAAGAUUACCGGAGCAGUCGCGCAUCUUGAGAGACGUGCUGCCUUCAUUGAUCCCGCUGCUCGACGAGAAGGCCCUGAACGCGAGGCAGUUCGACAUGGUCGCGGGCCGCGUCGAGGCCAUGCUCGCUUCGGCGAUCCAGGCGCGCCGCGGCGAGCUCGACAGCCCCUCAUCUGUCCAGCCGCGGAUGUCGGCGCCGGACCCGUUCCGGGCGACGCCGUCGCCGGCGGCCGCGGCGCCGGCCCCGGUCCCCCGGGCGCCGUCGCCGGCGGCGGACGUCUACCGCGGCGCGGGCUCGUCGCACGCGUCGGACUACAACUUUGGUGCUGGCGCCAUGCCCGGCGACCCGCUCGCGCUCACGAGCGCCAGCCACGCCCGGGCGCCGGCCGUGCCGAUCCCGAAGCUGCCCAAGCCGCCGGCGCCGGCGCCGCGCCGCCGCGGGCCGCCCGCGCGCGGCCCGCCGAAGCAGCAGGACGCCGUCUGGCGGCCGCCCGGGUCCAGCAACGGCGGCGUCGCGAAGCUCACGGCGCAGCUCGCCGCGGAGGACCCCUUCGCCGCCGGCAACGACCCGUUCGCCUCCGGCGGCGCCUCCGCGCCAGCGUUCGGCGGCGGCGCAUCCGUGGACCCCUUCGCGUCGGUGGGCCUCUCGUCAGGAGAUCCUUUCGCGGGCAUGGGCGGCGCGACGAAUGCGCCGAUGCCCUCCAUGGGCGGCCUGCCGCCACCGCCCGGCGGCGCCGACCCGUUCGCCGGCAUGUCGGCGGCGGCGCCGGCGCCGGCCAGCUCCGCGUUCGACUUCAUGAACUCCUAGGUCUUCUUCUGUUUGUUCUAAUCAUGUGCU
Messenger RNA from Pelagomonas calceolata, 2664 nucleotides. The record is from the annotation of a GenBank genome assembly. Lineage: Eukaryota; Pelagophyceae; Pelagomonadales; Pelagomonadaceae.